Anopheles funestus (African malaria mosquito) is the source of this 1472-nucleotide messenger RNA. Its product is annotated as annexin B10-like. Gene Ontology annotation, cellular component: cytoplasm. Bases 185 to 1150 code for a protein of 321 amino acids. NCBI's taxonomy places the organism in Eukaryota, Metazoa, Arthropoda, Insecta, Diptera, Culicidae. The transcript has 4 exons. The record is from RefSeq and is a predicted model, not a curated record. Gene Ontology annotation, molecular function: calcium ion binding; calcium-dependent phospholipid binding.
GGUGGUAGGACAGUUUACUACGAUCUCGAAUCGCCGUUAUGAUUUCUCACUCAUUCUCAUUCAUUUGACGGUGCUGCAAGGUGUUGGCUGCGUAGCUAUUUUUGCGCCUAAACUCUUCUCAUUUUAAUCCCCAGAUAAAGGUUUGUGUUUUUUGUUCUGUCACCGCCAAAACAACAACGAAAACAUGUCCUGGUAUUAUACGCCUGUCCCUACGGUGCUCGCGGUGGAGGGGUUUGAUGCUUCCGCGGAUGCAAAUGCAUUGCGUGGCGCAAUGAAGGGCUUCGGUACGGACGAGCAGGCCAUCAUCGACAUUCUUUGCGCUCGUAGCAACGCCCAGCGUCAGCAAAUCAUGGAGCAGUAUAGCAGUGAGCUGGGUCGGGAUUUAAUUGAGGACUUGAAAUCCGAACUGGGAGGCAAGUUUGAAGACGUCAUCGUCGGUUUGAUGAUGCCACCGGAGAAGUAUCUGUGCAAGCAGUUGCACAAAGCGAUGGACGGUAUGGGAACAGAUGAGGACACACUCAUCGAGGUUCUUGCACCGCAAACCAACGAAGAGGUGAAGAAAAUCGUCGACUGUUACGAGGAAAUGUACAGCCGACCAUUGGCAGAGCAUUUGUGCAGUGAAACCGAUGGUAGCUUCCGGCGGUUGCUUACCAUGAUUAUCGUCGGUGCUCGCGAUCCCCAGGGUACGGUCGAUGCUGAUCUUGCUGUGGAGCAAGCAAAACAGCUGUACGAUGCCGGUGAAGGCAAGCUCGGUACGGACGAGGAAGUGUUCUACAAGAUCCUUGCCCAUGCCUCCUUCGAUCAGUUGGAGAUUGUGUUCGAAGAGUACAAGAAGCUUUCUGGCCAAACGAUCGAGCAAGCCAUGAAAAGCGAAUUGAGUGGUGAGCUUUACGAUGCACUGAGCGCGAUCGUGGAAUGCGUCCAGAUGGCACCGCAUUUCUUUGCCAAACGGCUGCAUAAAGCUAUGGAUGGGGCUGGUACGGACGAUGAGAAGUUGAUCCGUAUCAUUGUGUCACGUUCGGAAAUCGAUCUGCAGAACGUAAAGGAUGAGUUCGAGCAGAUGUACAACAAGACGCUGUUGAGCGCUGUGCGGAACGAGUGUUCCGGAGACUACAAGCGUGCUCUCUGCGCCUUGAUCGGCGGUGCCUAAGGAUAUGACGGAAGGACGAUUGAGUAUAUUCACAACUAAUUUCCACACCACAUAAAUACACAGAAAGCCAACGAUAUUUAUCAUACGCACUUUAGUUAACGUAUGCAAAUCAAAAAAAAAAAACAAUGAACGCGCCAUCGCUGUUCAAUUUAGCAACAGUUCCUGGAACUUUGCUAGAUGGUGGCCUUUUAGCGAAGUGUCUGGCGCUUAUUCAAUGUUGUAGCCUUUGAUCGGUUUGCCUUACGCUACGUUACGCUAGAAACAAACAGUAUUUUAAUGCACAACAAUUGGGAAUAAAGCAUUUAAUGUGACCGUAAAUCAA